UUAUAAUGGCUUUCAAGAAAAGAUUGAUUCUCAUUAAUUUCACUACUGUAUCGAAGAAAUCAUUUCUUUGAUUUUUAACUUCAUGCAAAGAUUGCCAAAAAGCCAUGUUCAAAAAGCUUCAAUGGAAAAGACUUCAAGGGUUCACGAGGAGUACUAUUGUGUAGACUUCAAAAGGGAUUCUCAACAAUAGAAUUCAAGGAGGAAUCACAAGAGUUCAGAUCGAGUGGUUUUGCUAAUCAUAAUUAAACACAAAGCAUAAGUAAUUGAAUUACUUGAAGAGACAAGGCAGGCUGAACGAAGGUAUAAAGACUGCGAAUUUGGUUCUGAAUGUCAUUGCAAUCAUCAUCCAUGGCUACUAGGUCGCCUCCUUCCAAUCAGGAUAUCAGUAGAACCGAAAUUCAAGCGGCAAUUGCCAAGGCUGCAGAGCUUCGAGCACUUCAUGCUGCAUUGCUCCAAGGAAGCAACCAUGGGAAACUUAAACCUCACAAAUCUCCUUCUCCAGCUGUUUCUAGACAUUCUCCUCAGCUCUCUGCUCAGGACUAUCCUGUUUUCACACCCACAUACGAUGAGGAAACAGUGCCUGUAUAUCACCAUAUUCAGUUGGACCCAAGGCGAAAGUCCUUGAAUUGGGAAGAUGGACAAGAAGAUGAGGUUGAAAGCAUAUGUACAGACAAAGGAAGCCCUUUGGUUGCUGCAAGAAGACCCUCUGGGUUGUUUAGCAGAGGACUUGCUUUUUCAAUAACAGAGCAAUCUCUAAGCACAAAUUCCUCAACUCAUCAUGCUGCUGGUUUGCUGUCUUCCUUCGGAAAUAGUAAUCUCCAAUUGUCCAGACUUAGUGAAAUUGACGGCAUUGACAGGAAAAGAACACCAAAUGAGGCAGAGAGUAGUGUGUCCUGGAAUGGAUGCAAACCUGCCGCUCUUGUUAGAGAAAACACAACUGUGGUCCCUUUAACAGAGUCCCAAGAUUCAGUCGAGUUGCCUCGAAAGGAAAAAACUAGCAAUAAUCUACUCAAAUCUUGGCUAUUUUUUCGAGCCAAGAAAAAGAUUAGUAAAAAUAACUCUUCUCAAAACAAGGCUGAGCCUGCCGUCUUCUAUAAAAGCAUGGAGGAAUGGGCGAUGGCAUUAGAAUCCUUGAAACAAAAACUGAUGGAGGCUAAUGAGAACAGGGACACUGCAGUAGCUGAGGUUACAGAGUUGAGGUCAUCCAUGGAUGAGCUUGAGAAGAAAUUGAGGCAAUUAGAGUUAUAUUGCAAAGACCUCAAAGAUGCAUUGAAUCAGACAGUCCAAGAUGGCAGUGUAGCAGAUUCUGAUAAAACUGGCAUGAGAAAAUAUGAAAAUGCAACCUUAUACAGAAAGCCUGAUAAUGGUGGUAAACAAAAUCCUUUGCCUGUUACCACCGAGACAAUGAUCGAAGGUUUUAUGCAGAUUGUAUCAGAAGCAAGGGUCUCUGUAAAACAUUUCUGCAGGACACUUGUAACACAAAUACAGGACCUAGAUGGUAAGGCAAUGGAAAAGCUUAGUCUACUUUUGCAGCCUUAUAAUGUCAGUGUUACUUCCAAGGUAAAACGAAGUUUCCUAUAUCAUUUGGAAUCUCUCAUAAAUCAGGCCCUCUACCAAGAUUUUGAGAAUUGUAGCUUCCAAAAGAAUGGUGCUCAGAGCAUUCUAGAUAUACAAGAACAUUGCAAAGAAAAUUUUUCAUCUUAUGCUUCACUAAGAAAUUUGAGCUGGAAUGAAGUUCUCAAUAAGGGAACCAGAUAUUACAGUGAAAGUUUUAGUCGAUUCUGUGAUCAGAAAAUGAGCUUGAUUGUUUCCAUGUUGAACUGGACAAAAGCUUGGCCAGAGCCACUGUUACAAGCAUUUUUCAUUGCAGCGAAAUGCAUAUGGCUUGUGCAUUUGCUGGCAUUUUCUUUCAAUCCAUCCUUAACUAUAUUCAGGGUUGACAAAGGCACUAAUUUUGACCCUAUGUAUAUGGAGGACAUUGCUACGGAGAGCAAUAAGAGGCAGGUUCCUACAAAAGUUCGAAUUAUGGUGAUGCCAGGUUUUUAUGUCCAUGAUCGCAUACUGAUAUGCAAGGUAUUGUGCCGGUACAGAAUUGGAGCCUGAAGACCAUUUUUCCCUGACCUUAUCUUCAUGUCAAUGCAUACUAUUGUUGGAAUUCUUUGUUUAUUGAUACAGAUAGUGUAUCAAUAAAUUCUGAAUGCUCAUGAUAUACUAAAUAUUUAUGAUGUUUUGGGCUUUUAAGGUAAGAGUUUUGAAAUAUAAGAGGAGAAAGGCAUAGGUACUAUGCCACCUAAAGUGUAUCAUCCUGUAAAAUGUCACACGUUGUAACCUGCAGAUUAUGUUCUUGCUGUUACAUUCUUUGUAGCAUGAUUCUUUGCUUUGGAAUGCAGAAUUGAACCUGUAGUUUUAUGGGUCAUUGAAUAUAAAGUGAGUUGUACUUGUAAUAAACUAUUUGCUUUCA
This is a messenger RNA of Cryptomeria japonica (Japanese cedar), 2461 nucleotides long. RefSeq names its product IRK-interacting protein. NCBI's taxonomy places the organism in Eukaryota, Viridiplantae, Streptophyta, Pinopsida, Cupressales, Cupressaceae. The record is from RefSeq and is a predicted model, not a curated record. Bases 328 to 2103 code for a protein of 591 amino acids. The transcript has 3 exons.